This is a messenger RNA of Belonocnema kinseyi, 1347 nucleotides long. Its product is annotated as nose resistant to fluoxetine protein 6-like. The record is from RefSeq and is a predicted model, not a curated record. The transcript is spliced from 10 exons. Gene Ontology annotation, molecular function: acyltransferase activity, transferring groups other than amino-acyl groups. Bases 1 to 1347 code for a protein of 448 amino acids. NCBI's taxonomy places the organism in Eukaryota, Metazoa, Arthropoda, Insecta, Hymenoptera, Cynipidae.
AUGGUAUCUGGUGGUGGGAAGGGGCUAAAAGUGCUUGAUUCUUCCUCAAAAAUUCCAUCAGGCCUCUUGAUGGGCAAUUUUAUUGAACUUGGAAUGUAUGACGAGUGCAUGUCGGUGCAUGUGCAAAAAAAUGGAUCAAAAAUUGUAGUUAUCGCCUGUGCUCUUUUUCUUUUGUUGCUAAUUUUCAUGAUCAUCGAUCUGCUCAAGGAAAUAAAAGCUUUUAAAUGUGAUUUGCCACAAGCAGUAUGCGAGUUAUCUUUAUACAAAAAUAUUCGUGGCAUUCUGAGCUUAAAAGAUAGUCCAGGUUCUAUUUCUGCUUUACAUGGUUUGCGAACUAUUAGCAUGGCCAGUGUCAUUUUAGGACAUGGUAUUCUAUUAAGAGCCAUGAGUUUACAUAGCCCUCCAGUCACUGUCGACCCCCCGCUUAAACCAGAGGAGCUCGAAGCAUUUAAGAGGGAUGUCCACAAAGUCCAGCAUCUACUGAAUGAAGAAACGACGAACAUGAAUAUCUUCAAGGCGCUGCACAAAGCCCUCAGAACGCCUAAGGAGGAAUACCCACCUAUUACUGUCGAAAAGUUUCCUUUAUUCAUAAAUAUUAUAACGGCAUUAGUAAUGUAUGGAGUGGAUACAUUUCUUACUAUUAGUGGAUUUUUAUUGUCAUAUUCGUUUUUGAAGAAAUAUGCACCAUCACAAGGAGAAUUGAAUUUGUACAUCUACUACUUACAUCGUUACAUCAGAUUAACAGCAGCGAUAAUUGCUGCUCUUUUGGCAUCAAUCUACUUAGUACCAUUUAUGGGCUCAGGACCUAAAUGGAGGAAAGUGCUGAGAGACAUGACAACAGAUUCAUGUCAACAAAAGUGGUGGACAAUUUUUUUAUAUAUAGAUAAUUUUGUUGAUCCAGAAAACAAUUGCAUGCCAUAUUUGUGGUCCACAGCUGUAGAUAUGCAUUUUUUCUGGAUAUCUCCACUUAUUUUAUAUCCACUUGGUAAAAAACCUAAACUAGGAUUAUUCAUUUUGGGUUUAUUGCUGGUCGCUUCACUUGCUCUACCUGCAGCCGAGUACAAGUGUUUCGUAACCAAAUUUUUAUCUCUUCCGGUCUUCUUUCCUCUAAGCAGAUUGUCUUAUUGUCUAUACCUUAUACACAUAUUUUUACAAAUAUUAAACACUCAGACCUUCCUUGGUUUUCUCGAAGAUAUGUUUUUGUCUUUGAUCGUCGCCACAUUCUUCUGUAUUAUAUUUGAAAUACCAGUUCGAACUUUGGAAAGACUUGUUUUAAAUCCAUCUGCUACAAAUCGCAACGCAGAACGGAAUCUUGAUAAAAAAAAGCGAAGAAACAGCAUCAUAUAA